AUGUUUGUAAUAAACGUCGAUGCAGAAUCUGAAGAAAGAUCAAGUGUUACUGAGAAUCUUAGAUUUAAAAUUGAUAAUUGUCCUGAUAAAAGAUAUUAUAAAAGUCUUAAAGCUGGAGUUGAUAAAUUAUGCCAUGAGUGUUAUAUGAAAAUUGUAGAUUCUUAUCAAUGUCAAAUAUCUACAAUAACUAGAAAUAUUGAAGUGGAUAAUUCAAUAGAAACAGAUUUAAUAGAAAUUAAUAAUUUAGCUGAAACUAGUGAAUCAGAUAUUUCAACAAAUUUAAGUAAUUUAAUUACAACUAAUGAAUUUACAACUUCUACAAAUUUAAAUCUAAUAGAAUUAAUUAAAGCUCAAAAAGAUGAAUUAAUUAAAAAUAAUUCAAUUGAAAUUAAUCAACAAUUUACAGAUAUUAAAAUUAAUAUAAAUAAUAAUAAUAAUAUAGUUUUAAUGGAUAAAAAAAAUUUUGAUCAAUUAGUUAAAUUAAUUAUUCAAAAAGAUUUAAAAAUAGAAAU
Molecule: messenger RNA, 512 nt
Organism: Dentiscutata erythropus
Lineage: Eukaryota; Fungi; Glomeromycota; Glomeromycetes; Diversisporales; Gigasporaceae
Source: the annotation of a GenBank genome assembly